UAAGAGAGGGGAAGAUUGACAUAAAAUAAACGCCAACAGAAGGCCUUAUUUUCUUCCUUGCAAAGGCUUUGGCUUAACUUGCAAACUUAUGCGUUUCCCUUCUUCUACCAUGGAGUCCUGUAAUUGGGUUCUCAAACAUGUGUCCAUUUUAUUGGUUUUCUUCCUUUCUUCUUCAACCUCUGCAACUCCCACUUCCUCACUUUUAAACCAUGUGAUUGCCAACACUACAGCCCUACACCGCAAUUUCACUGCGGUAUCGGAUUUCAGAAUGAUAAAUAGACGAAUUUUGAAGGAUUGCUCUGCUUCAAUGUCCUCUGUUAAAGUCAAUGUCACCUCAAAUUCUAGCUUGUCAGAUGAUGAGUUUGUUACGGUCACAGUCACAGGCGUUUCGAACCCUUCAGAUGGUGAUUGGGUGGCUAUGAUCUCUCCUUCAAAUUCCAAUGUUAAAACUUGUCUUCUUAAUGAGUUCCUUUAUCUACAAACUGGUGAAACUGCCGAACUUCCUCUGCUUUGCCAUUACCCUGUCAAGGCACAAUAUAUGAAAAACGAUCCAGAUUAUCUCAAUUGCACUACCACAACUUGCAGUGGUUCAAUACAGUUCCAUGUUAUCAACAUUAGAAGUGACAUUGAGUUUGUGUUCUUCUCUGGUGGAUUCCUGGAACCCUGCAUUGUGGGAAGGUCCAUGCCUUUGAGUUUUGCUAGUCCUAAAAGGCCACUCUAUGGACAUCUCUCAAGCAUAGAUUCAACUGGAACAUCAAUGAGAUUGACAUGGGUUAGUGGAGACAACCAAACUCAACAAGUCCAAUAUGGAGAUGGAAAAACUGCUACUUCAGUAGUUGCUACAUUUUCACAAGAUGAUAUGUGCAGUACACCACUGCUGCCAAGUCCUGCCAAGGAUUUCGGGUGGCAUGACCCUGGAUACAUCCAUUCAGCAGUUAUGACAGGACUUAAGCCUUCAAGCACCUUCUCCUACAGAUAUGGAAGUAAUUCGGUUGGUUGGAGUGAACAAAUCCAGUUUUCAACACCACCUGCUGGAGGAUCGGAUGAGCUCAGAUUCAUUGCAUAUGGUGAUAUGGGCAAGACUCCUCUUGAUGCUUCUAAAGAACACUAUAUUCAGCCAGGAGCACUUUCAGUAAUUAAAGCUAUAGCCAAUGAUGUAACUUCCAACACUGUAAACUCAGUCUUUCACAUUGGAGACAUAAGCUAUGCAACAGGUUUUCUAGCAGAAUGGGAUUUCUUCCUUCACCUUAUCAGCCCAGUAGCUUCCCGAGUUUCUUACAUGACAGCAAUAGGGAACCAUGAGAGGGAUUAUGUAGAUUCUGGUUCAGUAUAUCUUACUCCUGACUCUGGUGGGGAAUGUGGAGUACCCUAUGAAACAUACUUUCCAAUGCCAACUGCAGCAAAGGAUAAGCCUUGGUACUCUAUUGAACAAGCAAGUGUUCAUUUCACAGUAAUAUCAACUGAGCAUGACUGGUCAAAAAAUUCUGAGCAGUAUCAAUGGAUGAAAAAGGACAUGGCAUCAGUUAAUCGAAAAAAUACUCCUUGGCUAAUCUUCAUGGGACAUAGACCAAUGUAUACCUCCAACCAUGGAUUGUUAUCUCGUGAUGGCAAUUUUGUUAAAGCUGUGGAGCCAUUGCUUUUAGAGAAUAAGGUUGACUUGGUUCUUUUUGGUCAUGUGCAUAAUUAUGAGAGAACUUGUUCUGUCUAUAAAAAUAAAUGUAAGGCCAUGCCUACAAAAGAUGGAAAUGGAGUUGACACAUACAAUAACAGCAAUUAUAGUGCCCCUGUGCAUGCUGUCAUUGGCAUGGCUGGCUUCACCUUAGACCAGUUCUCAGACCACGUAGAGAGCUGGAGCCUGGAAAGGAUUUCUGAAUUUGGUUAUCUAAGAGCACAUGCUACUCAGAAAGAUUUAAACUUGGAGUUCGUGGUCUCAGACACAAGAGAAGUUAAGGACAGUUUCCGCAUUACUAAGUGAAAGCUCAACUCAAAAAAACUUAUGCAUAUACAAACAUAAGUGGAAGGUCUAAUAUUUGAUCGAGGCAUACAGACAAGUACACAGAGAUAGAACUGAAAGGCAAAGGAGAUUUAGAGAUAGCUGCACAUUAACAACUUCUCAUUCUUUGCAUUGUAUAUGGUUGUUCUGUUAUGUAUACUUUAGACAAUAAGUUCUUGUAACUUCAAAACUUGUAUUAUACUUGUCCAAGUCUCAAUGGAAGUUAUUUUAAUG
Molecule: messenger RNA, 2227 nt
Organism: Gastrolobium bilobum
Lineage: Eukaryota; Viridiplantae; Streptophyta; Magnoliopsida; Fabales; Fabaceae
Product: probable inactive purple acid phosphatase 27
Exons: 13
Coding region: 89-1975 (628 amino acids)
Molecular function (GO): acid phosphatase activity; metal ion binding
Source: RefSeq, a predicted model, not a curated record